AUGGCUCAAUCUCGUGACACGAUGUUCAACCCGCAAUCACCCAGGCCUACCUCUGGAGUGUCCGGAUCUUUCAAUGGAACACCUGAAACAAGGUUGACAGCCUUUUCACCUGCUGAAGGCUCCGCCAAGUCGGCCAGUUUGCUUCCUGGGAUUUCCCGUUCCUCCUCCACGACCACCCCCGUGAAGCCCUUGAUCACCAGAUACGGAGGUUCGGUGUCGCAGUUGGAGAAGGAUCCCUUUGUGACUCAGAAUACGAAGCUAUCCCCGACUGCCUCAACCUUCAAGCCUUUCUCCACUCCUGGAUUCAUCCCAUCAGUGCAUAUUGCAUCACCAGUAGCGUCUGCUUUAAGCACUGACCUUGGACUUUCUCGACUUCUCAACAUCUCGUCUCCUACUGUUAUCUGCAAACCACAGGUUGAAGCUUGGCUGACGGAACUAGACGAGCAAGAAGUUCAAUUCCAUGGCCAGAGAGUCGUUGAAACUGACGGCAAUCACAUACACGUGCGAUUCACUGACAUCCGAGAUGCCUGUUCAGUCCACGCAAGUUCACGGUUGGGUAAAAAGGAGUGGCAACUUGAUUUCCUGAAUCCCACCAAGGAUGCCAAGAAUGAUUCGGAAGACUUAGUCGAAUUUUUCGGCCAAGUCCUUAUCUUUGCCGUGGCUACAAAGGACUGCUCACCCCAAAAUCCCGCCUACACUGUCGAGGCCGUGAAAAAAAUUCUUCACGCCUACGGACAACUAUUUGCCUUUGUGAAUAUUUCAACUUUCCUUGACGGAUCAUUUCGAGCUAUUGCCGAGUUCUGCAGCUCUACCGCUGCUAUCAAGGCGCUGACAACUCUACAAAGGAGCCCGGCUAUCUAUGGCAUUGAAAUUCACAUCUCCUCCCUUGGUACUUGUGCCAUCGAAAAUCCAACUUCAACAUCAACCCAAGAGUUAAAUGACUCUCGUGGGCAACCCCUUAAGUUGGGCUCUGCUCAGGCCCGGGGCACAGUAGCAGUCGGGGCACCUUAUCAACCGUCCAUCGCAAUGUAUCCUCUCAUGUUCCAGUCUCCAUUUACACCUGGAGUCUCAUACGUGCUGGAUAGGCUGCCUACCAGUGGCCAGUCAACACCUUUGACCCCAGUGUCCCCUUCAUAUCCCGUUAUUGGGUCGGUAUAUCAAACCCCUCCGUCACCAGCUCUGACUGUUCAGAGCAACCAAAGCCCUUCCAGACCGAUGCCUGGGUAUGGCAGACUGGAUGCCCGAAGACAAAAUGCAGCUCGCGUCAACCGGUCUCCUCACCACAAUUCGGCUGGCCACCAUAAUCAUGUCGAUAUACAACGCAUCAGGGAAGGCAUCGAUGUGCGAACAACCAUCAUGUUACGCAAUAUCCCCAACAAAGUUGACCAAGCUAUGCUCAAAAGAAUUGUCGACGAAUCAAGCUGGGGCAAGUACGACUUCAUGUAUCUACGAAUUGAUUUUGCCAACGAUUGCAAUGUUGGAUACGCGUUUAUCAAUUUCGUCGAUCCCCUGGACAUUAUAGAUUUUGUCGAUGCUCGUGGUAACCAGCGCUGGAACUGUUUCAAAAGCGACAAAGUAGCAGAAAUAUCUUAUGCUACCAUCCAAGGCAAGGACUGCUUAGUACAAAAGUUUCGAAACAGCUCGGUGAUGCUCGAGGCGCCCCAUUACCGGCCAAAGUUGUACUUUACAUCUAACGGGCCGGUGCCAGAACUGGCUGGCCAAGAGGAGCCAUUUCCAGAGCCAGACAACCAAUCUAAGAUGAAAAGAAGCUGUGAGAAUGCUGAACAUGUUGGUUUGUUUACACCAAAUGCUGGCCAACACUUUAGAGAUGAGCAGCGACGUAGACGGUCACAGUAUGACCGCGGAACUCGUCUUGCGGCACUUGAAGAGUAUGAUUACGAGACAGCCAUCAACCAUCUGCAUGGUGCAACUACACAUUGA
Molecule: messenger RNA, 1941 nt
Organism: Clonostachys rhizophaga
Lineage: Eukaryota; Fungi; Ascomycota; Sordariomycetes; Hypocreales; Bionectriaceae
Source: the annotation of a GenBank genome assembly